AUGAUGAUCACAAGUGAUACGAUCAAAAGAAUGAAUAAUCUUAGCGAAGAGUUAAAGUCAAUCAACUUUGAUACACCUGCCAAGAUCUUUCAGAACAAACAUGCUAUUCAUCAAUUCGAAAAUGUAACUCCAGACGUAUCUGUACCUGGUACACCUAUUAUACAUCGAUAUCCAAAGUCAACUGCUUCUUCUAAUGCUACUUCUGCUUAUCCUUCACCGUCUUUACCUCCCACUGCUGCUCAUACUCCUCCUUCAUUGUCUCCUCAUCACAGUGGUGAGAAUGAUUCUGUUGUUAUCACAGUUCAAGAUCAUAGUUCAAAUCAAGGUACUCUUCAUUCAAGUCCUCGACCUAUUUCUUCUGCCUCUUCGUCUUCUUCUGAUAACGGUGGUGCUACUCCUCUCUCUUUAUCACGACCAGUAUCUCCAGAAAACAACAACAAUAAUCAAGAUACCUCUAGUAGUAGUAGCUCUCUUCAUCCUCAUACCACCAGUUCUACUUCCACCAAUAAUACUGUACCCGGACGACCGUCUACACCUUCACAAUUCAUUUUUAAGCGACCCGAAUAUAACAAAAACUAUCAUCAUACUCAUUUUCACCAUUUGGAAAAGAAAGAUACCAUUUUACACGAUCUCAAACGAUUCUUCAAAAAUGACAAGAAAAAGAAGAAAGCUUCUUCCAUCACAUCAAAAGCAAGUAGUCAAGGGAAAAUCAGUGAUUUAUCAUUUGCCAAUGAAUUCAACAAGGAUUUAGAAGGUCGAUAUGGAAAAUGGGGUCGAUUUGUAGGCAAAGGUGCUGGUGGAUCGGUACGAUUGAUCCGACGUAGUACAGACAACAAGACAUUUGCGGUUAAACAGUUCCGGAGAAGAGGCACCAAUGAAAACGAAAAGGAAUAUGUCAAGAAGGUUACUGCGGAAUUUUGUAUUGGAUCUACUCUUCAUCAUCCCAACGUGAUUGAAACUUUGGAUAUUAUUCAGGAAGGCUCCAACUUUUACGAAAUUAUGGAAUUUGCUCCUAAUGAUCUAUUCAAUAUUGUUAUGAGUGGUCAGAUGUCACGGGAUGAAAUCGCUUGUUGUUGGAAACAAAUGUUGAAUGGUGUUCAUUAUUUACAAUCCAUGGGUAUUGCUCACAGAGAUUUAAAAUUGGAUAAUAUGGUAUUAGAUGAACGUGGUAUUUUGAAAUUGAUCGAUUUUGGAUGUGCAGUGGUGAUCAAAUAUCCUCAUGAAAACAAGAUUCACCGCAGCAAAGGAAUUUGUGGAUCUGAUCCAUAUAUUGCACCUGAACAAUAUACCUCUCUAGAUUAUGAUGCCACUUUGACUGAUCUUUGGUCUUGUGGGAUUGUAUAUGUAUGUAUGAUCAUUCGACGUUUCCCUUGGCGUAUUCCUCGUCCAGCUCAAGAUCAAUCCUAUCGAAACUUUAUCACGCCAUCCACACAAAGCGCCGCCCGGUUAUUCAAAAUGUUACCUCGUGAAUCUCGCUCCAUUCUAUCUCGUAUAUUAGAACCUGACUCAACAAAACGAUGUACCUUACAAGAUGUAUUGGAUGAUCCUUGGGUAAAAUCGAUUGAUACUUGUACUGCUGAAGAACCAAGUAUUCAUCAUCAACAUCAUCUUUUGGUGCAACCAAGUAAAAAAAUCAUGGAACGUGGCAAUAUCAUUGUUUUGGAUAAUCAACCUACUUCUGAUGAUGCUUCGACCAUUGUGGCUGAUAAUAACAAGAAAAAGAAGUAG
Messenger RNA from Halteromyces radiatus, 1728 nucleotides. Its product is annotated as kinase-like domain-containing protein. Gene Ontology annotation, molecular function: ATP binding; protein serine/threonine kinase activity. The record is from RefSeq and is a predicted model, not a curated record. The coding region runs from base 1 to 1728 and encodes 575 amino acids. Gene Ontology annotation, biological process: protein phosphorylation; intracellular signal transduction. Lineage: Eukaryota; Fungi; Mucoromycota; Mucoromycetes; Mucorales; Cunninghamellaceae. The transcript is spliced from 4 exons.